ACAGCAAGUAUAAGCUAGUAGCAGCAGUAGAAAGAAAAAUUGCUUUAUUUAUCCGCUGGUAUUACUAAUAGUAGAGGCCCCCCCUUGCUCAUUAACACAGAUCUAAGAUCUAGCUACAAGUUAAAAUCAUCCUCCUCUCCUCAUUCAUUUCUCCACCUAAGGUGGUUAACACAGUAAUUUAUAAGUAUUAGAAGUUUAAUAGUUGAUUGAUAAUGUCAAGGAGGCAAGUUAGCUCCACUCGUAGAUUUGUGGACACAGGAAAUUUUCCUUUUUCAGGAGCACUUCAAGCUAAAUCUCGUUCUUCUCCUUUCUUAUCUGUUGCCCUUAUCCUUCUGGGAGCAAUCCUUCUUAUCGCCUAUGCUUAUGGUGGUCAUGGUAUUUUUGCUAGCAAUAAAGAAGCUAUCAGUAAAAUUGAAGGUGACUUUUCAUGUACCCUAGAAGUCCAGAGAACCAUUCCCCUUUUAAAGAAAGCAUAUGGUGACAGUAUGCGCAAGGUUUUGCAUGUGGGCCCUGAUACUUGUUCAGUCGUCUCUCAAUUGUUGAAAGAAGAAGAAACUGAAGCAUGGGGUGUUGAACCAUAUGAUACAGAGGAUGCAGAUGCAAACUGCAAGAAUUCUAUCCGUAAAGGCAUUGUUCGUGUCGCUGAUAUUAAGUUCCCUCUGCCUUACAGGACGAAGUCAUUCUCUCUUGUUAUUGUGUCAGAUGCACUUGAUUACCUAUCCCCAAAAUACCUGAACAGGACACUUCCAGAGUUGGCAAGGGUGGCUGCUGAUGGUCUUGUUAUUUAUGCAGGUUACCCUGGACAACAGAGAGCUAAAGUUGCAGAAUUGUCUAAAUUUGGACGACCGGCCAAAAUGAGGAGCUCGUCCUGGUGGGUUCGGUUUUUUGUCCAGACAAGCAUAGAAGAAAAUGAAACUGCUAUGAAGAAGUUUGAGCAGGCUAUAUCCAAGAAGUCAUACAAGCCAACCUGCCAAGUGUUCCACUUGAAGCCAUACCAUUAGCCAUUAGUGCGAGAAUAUUUAUGAGAUGAAGAUAUUUAUAGUUUUUGUUUGUUAUGCAAUUAAGCCAACAUAUAUAUUGUUGUAGCUGUCAUAUUGGCAUAUUUUUUUUGGUGUCCUUAGAAUACACGGGCCAUUCAUUAUAAUUUAAUUGAUGGAAACCUUAAAACGGUUUGGUUC
Messenger RNA from Ricinus communis (castor bean), 1178 nucleotides. Its product is annotated as probable pectin methylesterase CGR2. Gene Ontology annotation, molecular function: S-adenosylmethionine-dependent methyltransferase activity. Bases 213 to 1001 code for a protein of 262 amino acids. NCBI's taxonomy places the organism in Eukaryota, Viridiplantae, Streptophyta, Magnoliopsida, Malpighiales, Euphorbiaceae. The record is from RefSeq and is a predicted model, not a curated record. The transcript has 7 exons. Gene Ontology annotation, biological process: pectin metabolic process.